Molecule: messenger RNA, 2310 nt
Organism: Indicator indicator
Lineage: Eukaryota; Metazoa; Chordata; Aves; Piciformes; Indicatoridae
Gene: MICU1
Product: mitochondrial calcium uptake 1
Exons: 13
Coding region: 66-1580 (504 amino acids)
Biological process (GO): mitochondrial calcium ion homeostasis; calcium import into the mitochondrion
Cellular component (GO): uniplex complex
Molecular function (GO): calcium ion binding
Source: RefSeq, a predicted model, not a curated record
AAUUCCCUGUGUUCUUCCUGACCACUUGACCCCCAAGCUGAGAGCAGCCACGCUUGUGCUACAGGAUGCUUCGCCUUGGGUUGCUGCCGGUGGCAGCAGGGCUGUCGGCCGUUGCUCGGCGCUACCACGACACAGCGCAGCAGCACCCCAGGGCUGGGCGCCGGCUCGCGGUGGCAGCAGCUUUCCUGGGGACCACUGCAGCGACAGCGAGUGCCAGGUUCCUGUGGCAGAGGGCCUAUGCAGAAAACUCAUCCUCAGUGAAACAUGAUGCAAGGACAGAGGCGAGUGAGAAGGUGAAGCAUGAGGAGGAGGAGAGCAGCAGCAGUGAGGGCAGAAGGGCUGUUGCAUCAGGUGAUGAGGAGGCUCAGCCAGAAGGAAAGAAGAAGAAGCGUUCUGGGUUCAGGGACCGCAAGGUGAUGGAAUACGAGAACAGGAUCAGAGCCUACUCCACACCAGACAAAAUCUUCAGAUACUUUGCCACUUUGAAAGUGAUAAACGAGCACGGGGAGUCGGAGGUGUUCAUGACACCGCAGGACUUCGUCAGGUCCAUAACGCCCAAUGAAAAGCAACCAGAAAACCUGGGCCUGGAUCAGUUCAUUGUGAAGCGCUACGAUGGGAAGAUACGGGUUAAGUUUUCAUCUAAAUUAUUAGCUGAGCUCAUCCCCACUCUGCAGCCACACACAAUGAAAUUAUCCCAGGAGAGGGAGAAGUUUGCUGAUGAAGACAGCAUCUUUUAUGCACUUGGAGAAUGUGGGCUCAUUUCUUUUUCAGACUACAUCUUCCUCACGACUGUCCUUUCCACUCCCCAGAGGAAUUUUGAAAUCGCUUUCAAGAUGUUUGAUCUGAACGGUGACGGCGAGGUGGACAUGGAAGAGUUUGAGCAGGUCCAGAGCAUCAUUCGUUCCCAAACCAGCAUGGGCAUGCGCCACAGGGACCGCUCCACCACGGGGAACACCCUGAAAACUGGCUUCAACUCUGCACUGACAACCUACUUCUUUGGGGCAGACCUGAAGGGCAAGUUGACCAUCUCCCACUUCCUGGAAUUCCAGCGCAAACUGCAGCACGACAUUCUGAAGCUGGAGUUUGAGCGGCAUGACCCAGUGGAGGGGCGGAUCACGGAGCGGCAGUUUGGCAGCAUGCUGCUGGCCUACAGUGGGGUCCAGUCCAAGAAGCUCACUGUCAUGCUGAAGCAGCUCAAGAAGCACUUCCAAGAUGGAGAGGGGCUGACAUUUGAGGAGGUGGAGAACUUCUUCACCUUUCUGAAGAACAUAAAUGACGUGGACACGGCUUUGAGUUUCUACCACAUGGCUGGAGCAUCUCUUGAUAAAGUGACCAUGCAGCAGGUGGCCAGGACGGUGGCCAAGGUGGAGCUGUCUGACCACGUGUGUGACGUGGUGUUCGCGCUCUUCGACUGCGAUGGGAACGGUGAGCUGAGCAACAAGGAGUUUGUGGCCAUAAUGAAGCAGCGCCUGAUGCGAGGCCUGGAGAAGCCCAAGGACAUGGGCUUCACACGGCUCAUGAGAGCCAUGUGGAAGUGUGCCCAGGAGACAGCAUGGGACUUCACCAUGCCCAAGCCAUAGCAGGCUCAGGGAGGAGCUCCCAGCUUCCCUGUCUCAGCCCUGCCACCUCUGCUGAGGACACCUGCGGGGUGGCAGCAGGCCCUGUGGUGAGCCCAGACUGUUCAAAACAGGAGAUUUUUGUCAAUCAAAGUUAGGAAUCAAAGCCUGCUGCAUUUUCAGCUUCUGCUUGCUCCUGACCCCUUAAUAUUCCUCUCUCUCAGGAAAAAAAAAAAAAAAAGGAAGAGGACUUAACUGCCACCACCUCUGCUUCAUGGUGCAUCAAGCGAGCCGGUGGGGCUGCACCCAAAUUACUCUUGUUUCGUGGUAUCGCAGGAUGGCACAGGGUUGAUUUUAAUUCUUAGGCUCCUCCUAAGAAAGAUGAUGUGGAAUUCCUGGACAGGUCCUAAUGGUGGGACCUAGGAGCAGAGCCCAGUGGUGAGAGGACCCCCAGGAUUUUUAACCAAAUGUUGCACACUCCCUGAGACUGUCAGGGGAAUGGAGGGGAUUGGUGCACUCGCAGAGGGGCUGCUUGAGCCGAGGUGUUGCCUCUGCUGUAAGAGCAAGGAAAGGUUUUGGUGGAGCAAGUGGUUCUGCUGUCCAUCCUGCCUUGCAUAAGCAACCUGCUGCAGGAAGUCUCUAAUUAUUUUAAUUGGGAGUCCUCCCCGAGGGGAAUUGCUGUUCCAUAAUGGGAAGGGACUGAACAGUGUAGUGUGCUGAGUGCUGUCCUCUCUGUAAAGUAUCACAUAAAGAU